AUGGCCCAGGAUAUCGUCAAAUGGCUGCCACGUCGUCUUCUAGAGAAGUUGGCACUGCGAGCGACCAAACUAAAUAAGACUCUUGUUGGCCGUGGGACUGAUAUCAGCAAGUGGAAGCUUCUCGAUAAUACACCAUCACUCAUGUCGGCCACCACCUUCAUCAUCAAAGAAGAAGCGGCCGAGCAUGCCCUCUACGGCACGCGGGCAGCGAGGGAUCAACGACCAAUGGCCCAUGAGGUCUGGUUUCUGACAGUCUCGGAGUUGGAGACAGCAAAUGGGCAUUGUAACCAUGAUAGUUAA
Molecule: messenger RNA, 300 nt
Organism: Fusarium fujikuroi IMI 58289
Lineage: Eukaryota; Fungi; Ascomycota; Sordariomycetes; Hypocreales; Nectriaceae
Exons: 1
Coding region: 1-300 (99 amino acids)
Source: RefSeq, a predicted model, not a curated record